UUUGCUAAGAGAAGUGCAUUCCGAGGUGUUCCAGCGCCUCUGCAUUCAGUAGCGCUGCCCCUUUAAGAAAGACGGGGGCGCCUGAAUUAGUUUAUUGUACUGUACUGUACAAAUAGGUGGAUAAUCUGUACUUCGACACCGUUGUUCAUUCUGAACCGUAAUUCACCCAGCCUAUACUACCAUUGAGCACAGCAGUCAGCCAGCUGCCUAUGGACCGUGGGUACAAGAUCAUUAUAUGUAAUUGUAGUGCUUUAUUUGUUUUGUAGCUAUUUCAGUUAGGAAACUAUGGCGUGUGACGAGCUGACAUCGAAGCUGAACCGGCGACUGCAGAUCGAGGAAGGCGGAGAAGAACCGGCGGCAAUGAACGAGCCGCAAGCAAACGGAGCCGAAAAGCCGACCACGGCCAACGCCGACUCGGAGCUGGGAGCCAAGCUUCUCCGCCGGGGGGAGUUGAACGACGGAGUGGGUGGGCAUCAUCAACCCAGCAUGAAGGUGUUCAAUCCAUACACCGAGUUCAAGGAAUUCUCCAGGAAACAAAUCAAAGACAUGGAAAGAAUGUUCAAACAGUACGACGCAGGAAGAGACAACUACAUCGACCUGAUGGAACUGAAGCUGAUGAUGGAGAAGCUGGGGGCUCCACAGACUCACCUGGGCCUGAAGAACAUGAUCAAGGAGGUGGACGAGGACUUUGACGGCAAGCUCAGCUUCAGAGAGUUCCUGCUGAUCUUCCGGAAGGCUGCGGCAGGCGAGCUGGCGGAGGACAGCGGGCUGCACGUUCUGGCCAAGCUCUCCGAGAUCGACGUGUCCACUGAGGGCGUGAAGGGAGCCAAGACCUUCUUCGAGGCCAAAGUCCAGGCGAUCAACGAGUCGAGCCGCUUCGAGACGGAGAUUCGGCAGGAGCAGGAGGAGAAGAAGAGGCAGGCGGAGGAGAGGAAACAGAGACAGGCUGCCUUCAGGGAGCUGCAGUCCACCUUCAAGUGACGGGCCGAGCCUGGUCCCGCUCACCCGUGUCUGUUCUGUCCGUCUGUCCGUCUGUCUGUCUGUCUGUG
This is a messenger RNA of Conger conger (European conger), 1049 nucleotides long. RefSeq names its product EF-hand domain family, member D2 (gene efhd2). The transcript has 4 exons. The record is from RefSeq and is a predicted model, not a curated record. The coding region runs from base 286 to 981 and encodes 231 amino acids. Gene Ontology annotation, molecular function: calcium ion binding. NCBI's taxonomy places the organism in Eukaryota, Metazoa, Chordata, Actinopteri, Anguilliformes, Congridae.